Molecule: messenger RNA, 2175 nt
Organism: Saccharomyces kudriavzevii IFO 1802
Lineage: Eukaryota; Fungi; Ascomycota; Saccharomycetes; Saccharomycetales; Saccharomycetaceae
Gene: BCH1
Product: exomer complex subunit
Exons: 1
Coding region: 1-2175 (724 amino acids)
Biological process (GO): Golgi to plasma membrane transport
Cellular component (GO): exomer complex
Molecular function (GO): protein binding
Source: RefSeq, a predicted model, not a curated record
AUGUUGUCUCAGACUUCUAUACCAGAAGUGAAAGAAGAUGUGAUAGGCUACGCCCUGCACCAGAGGAGGGCCAGAGUGGGCCAAUUCCAGGACUUGGGCCCUCCCGAUUUGAUUACUCUGAUUAAAUCGCUGCCUUCGUCCUCGAGCGCCACGGCUGUUAACACUUCAGCUAAUGAUAAUGGAGCAGGCUCUGGCAUCAAUGGUCAGGAUCCUAUAACGAUAGUUACUGAAUUGCAUUCUCAUGAUAAAUUAAAGGGCCAAAUCGGUACGUUUUUCUAUUGUAUGGGUAUUGAUACGUCGGACCCAACUUCUAUUACAAUCUUUGCAAAAAAGAUAACUGAUCUUUUCUUAGACACGCCCCAAAUCUGGUUUGGCAAGAAAAAACACUUUCACGUUUCGAAGAUUUCUAUCAGUUCUUGGAACGCCUUUAGAAAAUAUGAUGUCAAUAUCAUAGUUCACAUCCCGGGAACCGUGCAAACCUAUAUCAUAAGCAGCGACGGUGAGCAAUCGCAGCUUCCCUCCGUAGCGGAAACUUCAUCUGGCUCCAACUCACAGGACUCGAACGUAAAUAUGAUCUGGGCAGAAACUUUUAUGAGUGGUGUCGUACGCGACAUUAUGCUUAUGAAGGAUAAUCGGGUAGACGGAGAGUCCCAAAAUUUGGUGGAAACUCUGAUUCUUAAUCCAUUGACCUCCGGUGAAUUGGAAGAUGUCGCCGCAAAUUUUAUCAAGCUGUUUCCCUUGGUUUAUGAGAAAGGUGUCUAUCUAGACGCGCCCACUCAUAUUUUGAAUCCCUCCUUAACCAAUAAUUAUUUGGUCGAAACUUUGGUAGAAAUAGUUAGACUAACCAAGAGUUUGGAUGCAUGUCGUAAAAUGCUCGAGAAGCUGAUAGAAACCCAUCCAGAAGCAGUGAUAAUCUUGAUUCGUGUCUACUUUGCGUGUGAUUUAGAAAUAGAUGCGGUUGACUUGAUCAAUGAGCAAUUGAAUUCCCCUUCGUCAUUCCUAGCCGAUGAUUCAAAAACAAGCCAUAUCCAGUUGAUUUUCAAAUCUGAGCUAUUAAGCAUUCAAAGCGAAUUUUUGCUGACCGUUAAGAGAGACUACAAGCUUGCCAAAGAAGUAGCCAUAGAGGCUGUGAAUUGUGCACCAAAUGAAUUUAAAACCUGGUAUUUAUUGACUAAGAUAUAUACCAAAUUGAACGACAUAUCAAAUGCUUUGCUAUCAUUGAACGCCUGUCCCAUGUCCCAGGUUAAGGAAAAAUAUGUCCUGAGAAGAAUUGCCCCCAUUACUUCAGACGAAAAUCUUCACUUGCCCUUACCACUGGAUGCAUCGAUUGAAGAAAUUUCGUCGUUGAACCCCAUGGAUGUCCAAUUGGAGCAAAAAUCCGCUGAUCCAAACUUAGUCAACCUUUCCGCAUCAAGUUUGAAAUCUACUUUCCAGUUAGCCUAUAAACUACUGACAGAAAUUGUUCAGAUAACAGGAUGGGAACAGCUCUUGAGGUACAGAUCAAAGAUAUUCGUCAUGGAAGAUGAGUAUCAAGGAUCUACCUCUUCGAUAGAUGAAGCAAAUGCUCAUGGUAACGAAAUGUUUAAAAUGAGGUCCAAGAGAUUAUGUGAAAGAUGGUUGGACAAUCUUUUCAUGCUCCUAUAUGAGGAUUCGAAAGUUUAUACCGAUUGGCAGUCGGAGCAGUUGUAUUUUGAUGCUCAAAACAGCAAAUAUCACAAAUUGACCGUUGAAUGGGAAUUAUUUGGCCUUUGCGCGAAAAGACUAGGACAUCUUCCAGAAGCUGCGAAGGCCUUCCAAAUUGGGCUCUCCCAAAGAUUCUCUCCAGUAUGCGCAAAGAAUCUACUGGAAUUUUACAUCAACGAACAUAAACGUAUAAGAGGAGAUUCGAUUUCAGAAAACUUAGAAUUAACUUCUUCUCAAAUAUUGUCAAGUAUCAACGACUUGGACAGCUCAAUAAUCGAUCUAGUAGUCAAGAUUUGUUGCUGGAAUCACCGUUGGUACAUUGAGUUCUCAAUAAUACUAAUAGAUGCUUUGAGUGUCGUAGUUCAAGACAUGGGCCUUACUAAAGUGCAUAAUGAGAUUGUCUCUAGAUUUUCCGACCCAGUGGCUCAAUUGGUUGACGAUAACAUUCUAAGUUUUUUAAAGAAUUUUACAAAUGACACUUUCGAUAAUUGA